Acanthisitta chloris (rifleman) is the source of this 1206-nucleotide messenger RNA. It is a transcript of the gene CPO, whose product is annotated as carboxypeptidase O. The transcript has 9 exons. The record is from RefSeq and is a predicted model, not a curated record. Lineage: Eukaryota; Metazoa; Chordata; Aves; Passeriformes; Acanthisittidae. Gene Ontology annotation, biological process: proteolysis. Gene Ontology annotation, molecular function: metallocarboxypeptidase activity; zinc ion binding. The annotation marks the transcript as partial.
CUGGAUUUGUGGAAGCCCCUGCUGCCAGAAGAAAUCAGGGCUGGAGAAGAACUGAACAUAAGGGUCCCGGGCCCCCUAGUACGGGAGGUGAAAAACGACUUAGAUCAGCAUAUGGUCUCUUACAGAGUCCUAAUACCUGAUGUGCAGGAACUUGUGGAUCAGAGCAUGCCAUGGGAAAGCGGCAGCAACAAACAGGUCCCAGAAGGUUAUGUCUACACCAAAUAUCAUCCAAUGGAAGAGAUUUCCCAAUGGAUGACUCAGAUCCAGAAGAACAACAGUGAGCUGGUGACUCAGCACAUCCUGGGGAAGACAUUUGAGAAUCGAACAAUGUAUUAUCUACAGAUCAGUCAACCAUCAAACAAAACCAAAAAGAUAAUUUGGAUGGACUGUGGGAUUCAUGCCAGAGAAUGGAUCUCUCCAGCCUUCUGCCAGUGGUUUGUGAAAGAAAUUCUUCAAAAUUACAAGUCUGACCCAAAGAUAAGAAGAUUUCUGCAGAAUUUGGACCUCUAUGUCUUGCCAGUCCUUAAUAUUGAUGGCUACAUCUAUUCCUGGGAAAAAGAUCGUUUGUGGAGGAAAAAUCGGUCUCCAUAUAUGAAUGGUACCUGCCAUGGGACAGAUCUGAACAGGAACUUCAAUUCCUCCUGGGGCAGUGUUGGUGUUUCUUUUAACUGCAGCAGUGAUGUCUACUGUGGACCUGGACCAGAAUCAGAGCCUGAGACAAGAGCUGUGGCUAGGUUUAUUGAAAGGAAGAAAAGUGACAUUUUGUGCUACUUAACGAUUCAUUCCUAUGGACAGUUGAUCCUUCUUCCAUAUGGUUCCACAACUAAACCUUCAAGUAACCAUGAAGAACUGAUGAAAGUUGCACAGGAAGCAGCUGCUGCACUGAAGGGAAAGUAUGGAACCAGCUACAAAGUAGGACCAACCUCUUUAGUUUUAUACAAUAACUCAGGAUCCUCACGUGACUGGGCCCACAUGAUUGGCAUUCCUCUCUCCUACACAUUUGAACUGCGAGACACAGGGGAACAUGGAUUUAUUCUCCCUCCUGAGCAGAUCCAGCCCACAUGUGAGGAGACUAUGUUGGCUGUGACAACAAUCAUAGACUAUGUUGAUCAUAAGUACUUCCCAGAUGGGGCUGUGGUGUUGACCUCCAGCAGCCUGGGCCUGAGCCUUUGCCUGAGUAUUGUACUUAUAUGGACUGUUGCUUAA